This is a messenger RNA of Nylanderia fulva, 2301 nucleotides long. NCBI's taxonomy places the organism in Eukaryota, Metazoa, Arthropoda, Insecta, Hymenoptera, Formicidae. The record is from RefSeq and is a predicted model, not a curated record.
AUGCAGGUUCUUGAAUUUACGCUAAAAAUUCUUAUGGUUGUCGGAUGCUGGCCGCCAAAUUCUUGGACAUCAUCAUUGUGCAAACGCACUGUGUACAACGCAUAUACCAUUUUUAUAUCAUUGUUAUUAUUCACGUUUGUGUUGUCUCAACUUAUGGAUAUCAUCCUGAACGUCGAUAAUACCGACGAUUUUGCGGACACUUUCUACGUCAUGCUUGCCCUGGUCAUUUCAUGUUGUAAAAUGAUCGGUCUCUUGAUAAAUCGCAAGAAUAUUGAGAUGUUAACCAAUAUCCUUAUUCGAAAACCGUUUAUCCCGCUGGAAGCCGACGAAAUAGAAAUUCGACAUAGAUUCGACAAGACGAUACAAACCAACAGUUUGUGCUACACGAUCCUGGUCGAGACCACGUGCAUUUGCAUCGCGUUGACGUCAGUAUUCACAAAUUUUCGCAAAGGCACUUUAACGUAUAGAGAAUGGACUCCGUACAACUCGUCCGUGAUAUUCCGCAUAAUGUACACUCGUCAGUUAAUAAGCACGUUAUUUGGCUCUAUGGUGAACGUGGCUUGCGACACUUUGAUCUGCGGCCUGUUGUUGCACGUCUGCUGUCAGCUCGAGAUACUCGAGUGUCGGCUCAGAAAGUUCACCCUUGGUCGAAACAAUUUGCGUGAAUGUCUACGUCAGCACGACGGUAUAUUUAAAUUUGCGUUUAUGGUAAAUGAAAAAUUCAAGAUAAUUAUUGGUAUCCAGUUUAUAGUGAGCACGCUAGUGGUUUGCUCCAAUUUAUAUCAAUUGGCGAAGAUGACGAUGACGAGUGUGCAAGCUUUUCCAUUAAUAUUAUACACAUGCUCCAUGCUGGCGCAGAUUCUUAUCUAUUGCUGGUAUGGAAACGAAGUUAAAUUAAAGAGCGUCGAACUAGUAUCUAAUGUUUUUAAAACAGAAUGGCUGGAACUGGAUCAAAGCGGAAAGAAGAGUUUAUUAAUUAUUAUGAAUCGCUCGCUAAUACCCAUUGAAUUUUCUAGCGCAUAUAUUCUUACGUUGAAUCUCGACUCUUUCGUAAAUUUACUUAAGACAUCAUAUUCAGCCUAUAACAUACUACAACAAAUGGGAACAACGCAUUUAAAAUUUAAUACGAGGAGAAAUAAGAAAUGUCAAGAAAUGCAAGUCAUGCAAAUUCCACUGAAAAUUCUGACGGUGGCGGGAUGCUGGCCGCCAGUUUCCUGGUCCUCGCUGUGCAAACGAAUAGUAUACAACGCAUACACAAUUUUCAUAAGUUUAUUAUUGUUCACCUUGGCGGUGCCGCAAUUUCUGGACAUCAUCCUGAAUGUCGACAAUCCCGACGAAUUCACCGAUGCCCUUUACGUAAUGCUGGCUUUGGUCAUAGCUUGCUGCAAGAUGCUCAGUCUGUUAAUAAAUCGUAAGAACAUUGAAAUGUUAACCAAUGCGUUAAUGGAGAAACCAUUUAGACCACUGGAACCAGAUGAGAUCAAGAUUCGACAGAAAUUUGACAAUAUCAUACAGACCUAUGCUAUAUGGUAUGCUAUCUUAGUCGAGAUAGUGUGCGGAUGUAUGACCCUAACGUCUUUGUUCACGGACUUCCGGAGAGGAGAUUUAGCAUACAGGGAAUGGAUACCAUAUGAGUAUUCGACCAAUAUAAUGUAUUAUAUUAUUUACUUUCGCCAAUUAAUAAGCCUGACGGCUGCAUCCAUCAUGAAUGUUGCCUGCGACUGUCUGAUCUGUGGUUUGCUGCUGCAUAUUUAUUGCCAAAUUGAGAUCUUGGAGUGUCGAUUAAAGAAAUGCUUGCGCGAUCAGGGCAAUUUGGGCGAAUGUGUACAUCUACACGACCACAUCUAUAAAUUUGCAUGCAUGGUAAACGAUAAAUUCAGGAUUAUUAUUGGUGUCCAAUUCACAGUAAGCAUGUUAGUGGUGUGCUCUAAUUUGUUUAAACUGGCGACAACGACGUUAGGCGCGGAAUAUAUUCCACUGAUAAUGUACACAUUUAUUAUGACUUUUCAAAUACUUAUUUACUGUUGGUUUGGAAACGAAGUAAAAUUAAAGAGCAUUCAAUUAUAUAAUGAGAUUUUCGAAAUGGACUGGAUAAAAGCAGACAAAAAAAUAAAAGAGAGUCUUAUAAUGAUUAUGAAUCGCUCUCUGACGCCGAUUGAAUUUUCUUGUGCACAUAUUCUUACAGUAAAUUUAGACUCUUUUGUCAAGUUGCUGAAGACAUCGUAUUCAGCAUAUAGUAUACUUCAAUGUAUGUAGAAAAGAAAUUAUAUUUUUAAAAGAAGGUAAAAUGGACGAAAUAAA